UGUCACGCACGGGAUUCAAUAAAAUCCGCAUUCCACGUUUCAACGUCUUAAAUAUAAUUGUAUCACACUGCAUAAAGAGUUGUGGUCUGGCACGUCAGCGGACACCUCUGUAGCGGGGGUCUUACUAGCAACAGGAAGAGAAGAUGACCGUCCAUAACUUGUACAUAUUUGAUCGGAAUGGAAACUGUCUCUAUUACAACGAGUGGAACCGAAAGAAGCAGGCGGGAAUCUCGAAAGAUGAGGAGUAUAAGCUGAUGUACGGGAUGCUGUUCUCCAUCCGCUCAUUCGUCAGUAAAAUGUCUCCUCUGGACAUGAAGGACGGUUUCCUCUCCUUUCAGACCAGCAAGUAUCGUCUUCAUUACUACGAGACUCCCACUGGACUAAAGUUUGUCAUGAACACAGACCUGUCGGUGUCCAACGCCAGAGAGACACUGCAGCACAUCUACAGCAAUCUCUACGUGGAGUACAUAGUGAAGAACCCUGUGUGUGUGUUGGGCAACACUUUGGACAGUGAACUGUUCAGCAGCCGAUUGGACGCUUUCAUCAGAGCUCUGCCGUAUUACAGUCCCCGCGCCGCCUGAUGCACACGUACACACACACACGUACACACAGUGAUGUAUUUAUUUGUUUGUGUUUUUGUAUCUUCACCCCGAGUGUAAACAUGACUCGGCAGAAGAACUCGACCAUUGAAUUAAACUGAUGUUUGUGACUCUGUA
Molecule: messenger RNA, 716 nt
Organism: Solea solea (common sole)
Lineage: Eukaryota; Metazoa; Chordata; Actinopteri; Pleuronectiformes; Soleidae
Gene: trappc1
Product: trafficking protein particle complex subunit 1
Exons: 5
Coding region: 144-581 (145 amino acids)
Biological process (GO): endoplasmic reticulum to Golgi vesicle-mediated transport
Cellular component (GO): TRAPP complex
Source: RefSeq, a predicted model, not a curated record